CGCGACAACAUCAUGAAGUUAAUCAGGGCACUGACCGUACUCGGUUGUGUUUUGUGUGUGUCGGGUUCAGGAAGCAACGUGCUGGUGAAUCUGUUUCAAACGGAGAUAAAGGACUGUAUCACCGAGAAUGGAAUACGGCCAGUCUUUCAUAAAGACGCAUUUGUGAGACUUAUCCUCGCCACGGUUCAGAAUGCUGAGGCAUUUCGAAACGUGAUGAAAUGCGCAGCGUUACGGGUGAAGUUAGAUCCGAAGCACACGUUGCACAGCACCAUGCAUUUGUUUGAUAUCGACGUCACCUCAGCCAUCGUGAGCAACAUGUAUAACAGCACACCUUUGGAUGACUGGAAUUGUCUCCAGGGGAGCCUUUUGACGUCACAGUGCGUUGAUAUGACAACGUUAGGGACAAGCUGCAGGGAGCAUCUUCAAACGGCCAACGCCACGUGCAGUCAGUUGAUGUCCACGUGGAACUGCACGGGCGCCGUGAACGUCAUUAUACAGAACGUCGUCAUGAUGAUGUUCGGGAAAUGCCUCUUCGAUACUAGUGACAUGAGCACAUCAAUCACCAAGACGACGGUUCUUACCAUGGAUCAUCUACCAACUACCUCACCUCUUCCGGACAUUGCACUGAUUUUUGAGUCCGGUUUUAUCAAGUGUUCUGUGCAAAUGUUCGCCUCAGAGUUUAUGAGUCUUCACUUUCUUUUCCCACCUUCACAGCAGACGCUGGACGACAUCUUGUUUGAGGCAGAUACUGGUGUCAAUGUCACGGCCAGACACGAGCGAAUCAAGGGAAUAUUCUGCAGCAAAGUAGCGGAUUGGACGUCAUGUGUUCAAAAUCGUCUGCGGACGGACACCGGAAAUCAGAUCAACAAAUUGCUAAGUGCGUUCGUCAACAUAGAUGGUCUCGGGAUACAGAUGAAAACCUACUGUGACAAAAGUCAUCAGAUUACAUCGAUGUACGUCUGCACGCUGGCCAAGACAAAGAGCAGCACGUGCAAUGGAGGUAUCAUUGAUGUGCUCGACGAAAUCAGCACGAAACCUUUCGACCCGAACCAGUACGGUGAUAAGUGUGGAGAGUUGCGACGAAGGAUAAAGUGCAGUGUGACCGAGCUAUCCGGGUGUAACAUGGAGUAUGGAUCAACCAUGGACUUGUUUCUGAAUGGUCUGCUAAAAGAUGACUGCAAAGCGGGGGCCAACUUUACAGAAAGCGUCGACAAUGGAGGCAGAGGCGACUCGACCUCGAAACCGUCGGGUCAAGGAAGCAGGAAUAACGCUGGCUCUAACAAGGUCGCACGUAGUCUGACCAUGACCUUAGUGCUGCUUGCUGUGGGCUUCGUUGCCGUGAUGAGAAAGUGAAAGUGUGCGUUCUUUAUACGUAAUUUUUGUAGAUGGACUAUCCAAUUGUUUUCCCGAAACAAAACUUUCAAAUCCUUUUAGGUAUUUACUCCAAACUGCAUAGAUUGAUAUAUUGAUGAUAGAUGGAAUGCAGUGCCCAAGAGUAACGAAGUAUAACUUAAGCGUACACCUUAGUUAAAUUUGCUGACAAUAAUUUUAAAUCAUCUGUUAUAGAGAUAUGGAAUACAAGUCAGAUGUGUAUUCGACAAUUUGCAACUAGACUAAGAUUUACACAUCUAAUACAUAAAAAAGAUUGUUUGGAUGUUUUACUUUCAUUGGAAUGUUCAAUACAUAGCACCAAUAUUGUUUAAGAUGUACGUUAUUCCAUAAUACCUCUCUAAAAGUCUUGGUAUGUAUCUUAAAGUUACCAUCUUAGAAUGAAUGUUCAAGUUGUAGCUAUAUACAUUUUAUAAUUAUUUUAUAUUAAUGAUGAGUCUUUUGAUGAUAAACACGUUCUUUAUCUGACUGUCAAUUUAAUAAAUUGUGUACACUGUUGUUCUUUAUUGAUGUAAAUAUUAUUUCGUUUAUUAUCACAUAACUAACCUCUUUUCUCUUGAUCUGACAAAAUAUUCAUGCAAACAAGUAUUUAUAUGUGUAUAUAUAUUUUUGUAUGUCAUCUUUUUAAAAGAAAUGUCUUAUUUAAUAGAAAAUAUUAAAUCCAUUAAAAAAAUCAUUGCACAAAACUUUUUAUUAUUAAUCUGAACGUAUACAUUUUUUUUCAAAAUAUAUAACAAAUGAUACUACUUUUCAUAAUAUAAUACUUACACACACCAAUAAAAUCCUACCAAAUCUGGUAGGAUUUUCUUGUGAUGGAAGAGAUUGUACGUAAGAGCAUGGAACGACAACUCUGCUUGAAGAUUGUAAACGCAUCUGCAUUUUUAGCAUAAAUACAUUGUAUUGUAUUGUUUACUGUUGGCCUAUUAUCGUUUU
Messenger RNA from Dreissena polymorpha, 2322 nucleotides. RefSeq lists its product as uncharacterized. Bases 13 to 1353 code for a protein of 446 amino acids. The record is from RefSeq and is a predicted model, not a curated record. The transcript has 9 exons. NCBI's taxonomy places the organism in Eukaryota, Metazoa, Mollusca, Bivalvia, Myida, Dreissenidae.